GGAAAGGUUAACGACGUCAGAAAUUAUCAGGUCUUGGUGGUGGCGACUGAGACUUCCAGCAAAGAGCGAACUCAUAACAACAUUUUCGGGACCCUAACCGAGGAACGUUUCCUUGAUAUUUAUUGGUUAUCCUAAGCAAAUUCGUUUAGAUUUCAAUCACUUAGGCUCAAGUGACAAUAACCAGUUCCGACGUAUGAAAUGAACGGAUAUACGGAAGUAACUAGCUGCCUGCAUAGCUAGCUAACGUUAGCUAGCUUCUCUUGAGAGGGUCUGGAUGCCAGAACUAACAGGAGGCAUGGAGCUGGGGAGGCAACUGUGUGGUAAGAUGCGGCGGAACCGGCGCGCUGACCCGGCCAUCACCGCGCUGCAGAAGGGCCUGGAGGUGCACUUCUACCAGCCGGACGCCCACCAGCUGGAGUACCUCAAGGACUCCUACGUGGCCGAGGACAUCUGCGUGGAGGCAGCCAGGAGAUGCCGAAUCUCGCCUCUGUGUCACAACCUGUUUGCGCUGUACGAGGAGGGCCGUGACCUGUGGUACCCACCCAAUCACGUCUUCAAGAUCACAGAGGACACCUGCAUCAAGCUGCACUAUCGCAUGAGGUUUUACUUCACCAACUGGCAUGGCACGAGUGAGACGGAGUCGCCCGUCUGGCGCCACUCUCUCAGCAAACAACACAGGGGGGGCGUGGGCACGCAGAGGGGAUCCGAGGGCACCCCGCUGCUGGAUGCUGCCUCGUUAGACUACCUGUUUUCCCAGGGCCAAUAUGACUUUCUGAAAGGGCUGGCGCCAUUGCGGGUUCAUCAGAGCGAGGCGGAGCUGCACGAGAUCGAGAACGAGUGUUUGGGCAUGGCCGUACUCGCCAUCACACACUAUGCCAAGAGCAAAGAGCUGCCCCUGCCAGGUGUUGCUGCCGAGAUCAGCUACAAGCGCUUCAUCCCCGAGGAGCUGAACCGCACCAUCAAGCAGCGCAACAUCCUGACGCGCAUGCGGAUCAACAACGUCUUCAAGAACUUCCUCAACGAGUUCAACUGCAAGACCAUCCAGGACAGCAACAUCUCGCUGUACGACCUGAAGGUCAAGUACCUGUCCACGCUGGAGACGCUGACCCGGGGCCUGGGCUGCGAGACGGUGGAGCCCCGGACGCUGCGCCUGUCCGGGGAGAACGAGAGCGCGCUGCUCUCCCCCAGUCCCGGGGACGACGGCCAGGGCUACGAGACCCAGGUGUCCGGGACCGUGGGGAUAUCCUGGAGGAAGAAACCCGUCGGAUGUGUCAGCAAUCCCAUGAAAGACAAAUACAAGCCCAAGAAGACGAAGGACAGCACCAAGAAGAACGACAAGAAUAAAGAGGCUGACGAAGGCUGGACACUCUUUUCGGACUUCCAUGACAUCACACACAUCGUCAUCAAAGAGUCCACAGUCACCAUCUACAGACAGGACAACAGGAGAAUGGAGCUGCAGUUGGCGUUCCGCGCCGAGGCGCUGUCGCUCGUGGCGUUGAUCGACGGCUACUUCCGGCUGACCGUGGACGCGCAUCACUACCUGUGCACGGAGGUGGCGCCGGCCUCGGUGGUUCACAACCUGCAGAGCGGCUGCCACGGCCCCAUCUGCACGGAGUACGCCACACACAAGCUGCGCCAUGAGGGGAACGAGGAGGGGGCCUACGUCCUGCGCUGGAGCUGCACUGACUUCAGCUACAUCAUCAUGACUGUUGUCUGUUUAGAGGUGGACUGUAUGGAACCCAAGCAGGUUCCCCAGUAUAAGAACUUCCAGAUCGAGGUGAGCCCACAGGGCUACAAGCUGUUUGGAACCGAGACGCUCCACCCCAACCUCAACGAGCUGCUUUCCCACCUGUCUGGACAGAACCUGCGCACGGAGAACCUGCGCUUCCAGCUGAGGAGGUGCUGCCCGCCUCAGCCCAGAGAGGCCUCCAAUCUGCUGGUGAUGACCAAAGGCAGGGAGCUGGUUCCCCAGAGGCAGCCGCAGGUCAGCCAGCUCAGCUUCCACCGAAUCCUCAAGGAGGAGAUUGUGCAGGGGGAGCACCUUGGCCGUGGCACCAGGACCCACAUCUACGCGGGGGAGCUGAUCAUGAAGAGUGAGGACGAGGAUGACGCCGGGGGCUACCACAGCUCUCCCAAGGUCAAGGUGGUGCUGAAGGUGCUGGGCUCCGGACACAGAGACAUCUCACUGGCCUUCUUUGAGACGGCCAGCUUGAUGCGGCAGGUGUCUCACAAGCACAUCACCCUUCUGUACGGAGUCUGCGUGCGCCACCAGGAGAAUAUCAUGGUGGAGGAGUUUGUGCAGCUGGGCUCUCUGGAUCAGUUCAUGCGCAGGCAGAACAGUCCUCUCAGCACAGCCUGGAAGUUCCAGGUGGCCAAGCAGCUUGCCAGCGCUCUCAGCUAUUUGGAGGACAAGAAGCUGGUGCACGGUUUCGUGUGCACCAAGAACAUCCUGCUGGCGAGAGACGGCCUGGAGAAGGAGGGGGGGCCCUUCAUCAAGCUCAGCGACCCGGGGAUCCCCAUCACCGUGCUCACCCGAGAGGAAUGUGUGGAGAGGAUCCCGUGGAUCGCGCCCGAGUGUGUGGCGGACACGACUAGCCUGAGCGUGGCGGCGGACAAGUGGGGCUUCGGCACGACCCUGUGGGAGAUCUGCUACAACGGCGAGGUGCCCCUCAAAGACAAGCGGCUGACGGAGAAGGAGCGUUUCUACGCCGCUCAGUGUCAGCUGGCCACGCCCGACUGCAAGGAGCUGGCCGAGCUCAUGACCCACUGCAUGACCUACGACCCCCGCAAGCGCCCCUUCUUCAGGGCCAUCGUCCGGGACAUCGACAUGCUGGAGGAGCAGAACCCGUCUAUCUCUCUGCCAGAUCCCUCUACUCUGGAGGUGGACCCCACCAUGUUUGAGAAGAGGUACCUGAAGAAGGUCCGAGACCUGGGCGAGGGCCACUUUGGGAAGGUGGAGCUGUGCCGCUAUGACCCGCGGGGCGACCGCACCGGGGAGCUGGUGGCGGUGAAGUCGCUGAAGCCGGAGAACAGCGAGGAGCAGAGCAGCAACCUGUGGUGUGAGGUGGGCAUCCUCAAGGAGCUCUACCACGAGAACAUCGUCAAGUACAAGGGCAUCUGCAACGAGGAGGGAGGCACUUCUAUCAAGCUCAUCAUGGAGUACCUGCCGAUGGGCAGCCUAAAGGAUUACCUGCCCAGGAACAAAGUCAACACCAACCUCAAUACGCUGCUCAAAUAUGCCGUUCAGAUCUGUCAGGGCAUGGACUACCUUGGCUCUCGGAACUACAUCCAUCGGGAUCUGGCAGCCCGGAACGUUCUCGUGGAGAACGAGAGCACGGUGAAGAUCGGAGACUUUGGCCUGACCAAGAGCAUCAAGGAAAACGAGGGCUACUACACGGUGAAGGACGACCUGGACAGCCCAGUCUUUUGGUACGCCCCAGAGUGUCUGGUGCACGGCAAGUUCUACAGGGCCUCGGACGUCUGGUCGUUUGGAGUCACCAUGUACGAGCUGCUCACCUACUGCGACACGACACGCAGCCCCAUGACGGAGUUCCUGAAGAUGAUUGGUCCGACCCAUGGUCAGAUGACGGUCACCCGAUUGGUCAAGGUUCUGGAGGAUGGGAGGAGACUGCCGCAGCCCGAGAGCUGCCCUGAUACGGUCUACGCCCAUAUGGGGAGGUGUUGGGUGAACACACCAAAUGACCGCAUCGACUUCAAAGGCCUGAUCAGUGUCUUCCAGCAGAUGCUCGCCGACAGCCCACGCCCAUGAUGACCCGCCCGGCCUUACCAGCACAGGGAAACAAUGUGAAGAGCUCACCGAAGCUGUGGACAUUCAAGACUAUCACGCGCAUUUAAACACACACACACACACACACACACACACACACAGACAGACAGACAGACACACACACACACACACACGCACAAGCUUGAUGUAGCAGAGGCUAUUUGAUCUCUCUACUUGUGCGACCUCUCUUCUUGGGGAGAGUUCUUUUGCUCAUUUGCCAUGUUGCGGAAACCGAUGACAAACUGUGACUGUGAAACGACACCGACUUCCCGGGACAAACGAUGCAUGCGGAACUUUGCGGGAAAACGUGUCUCCACUCGAUUAUGCAAACAGAAGCGGUCGGGUCCUGCUCCCCUGACUCCGCAUCCGCCAUGUCAGCGUCCACACAUCUUGUACCCUUUUGUUUUUCAUUCGUCUGUGUUUUUAAGCACGCGUGUUUAUAAAAGUCCUGUCGGAACUGGCCGGCAGGGCCCCCAGAGCUGGACUGGACAGAGAGAGAUGAGGAGGAGGAGGAGGAGGAGGAGGAGGGAGGAGGAGGGAAGCCCUGUACAUACAGUAGCGCCACAGCGCUGCCUUUGCUUUGCAUGGGGGGGGGCUACUAGGGGGGGCGCGGUGGUGCACGUCGACCCCUGAGCCUGGACUGUCUGAGUCAGCAUGGAUUAUACAGAUGGCCACACGUGCAUUGGCCCGGUCACACACACAACGCUCGUCUGCGCAUCGAUGUGUGUGCGCAUAUAUGUAUGUGUGCUUUUGUGUGUGUGUGUGAAAGAGAGAGAGAGAGAGAGAGAGAGAGAGAGAGAGAAGCAGAGAGAGGAGGUGGGUUUUGGAGCGAGGGGCACUGCGCUGACCGCAUGGAAUAUUCCGCACAGCCCGCGGUCGCCUCUGAUUGGCUGAAGGCUCUUGACGGAUUCCCACGACUGCUUGAUUUCGUUCCUGCACGCCUGAGGGUCAGCGAGGCAUCAAGAAGUGCCCUGGACAUUUCCCUACACCGCCCCAAGCCUCCGCUCUCACGUCCUGCUAGUGGCUUCCCUCCCCGUCACGCUGUCUUCCUCUUCCUCUUCCUCACUUCCUGUUGAUCGCUUUGAGACUGAAAUGGACCCACGGAGCUCAUCUGGCCAGUCAUAUGUGUCCCUCAUACGCGCACACUCAUCGCCUCAUGCUUUGGCACUUCAGAAAUGUUUGAACAUGCAGCACCCAUUAUGGCCACUAGAGGACACCAAAGUAUAUUCUAUGUAUCAAGUGCUAUUGGACACAUAUUCUGAGCCCAGCUUUAAAAAAAAAAAAAAAAAAAGUUUCUAUAUUCUACAGAGAAAAUGAUGCUCCUUUGUAAAGGUGAUUUCAGAUUGUUAACAGAUUGUUUUGGACAUGUAUGACUGUAUGCAUUGACUUGUGGAGUGGGAGUUCCACAUUGCCAUAUACUGUAUGUGCAGUGUUGUGUGUAUCUGCUGUAUGGGGUGAUUGAAUCAGUGCCAUGUCUAUAUUACUCUCCUCCUGCAGGAGCCUGAGUGGCUCCGAGGUCCUCUCCCAGGCCAGUGCAUGUCUCCCUGCUCAUGAAGCAGAUGAACAGGGCUGCCUGUAUUCCAAGUACGGAAUACAAGUGUUUCUUCAGGGAGUUGGGGGGUAACUGGGGGGUAUUCCGUGGUUUAGUGCCAAACCUGGUUAAGUUAACUCCGACUAAGUGGUAAACCUCAUACAACAAGAGCCCUAUUGUUUUGUUAGUUGAAUGAAGCCAUGCAGCUCUUCCAUUAGGAGUUUUACUAACUUACUUUGAGUUAACUUAUCCAGAUUUGUCACUAAACAAUGUACUUGGAAUACCCUCUGAUUAUUACAGACACGUAGUGGGCUGAAUAACAGAGCAGACUUGGAUUUUGAUAGAGUUUGAUUUCUAGAUGUCUACUAUUUGAUGGUCGCAGAGUAUAUGUAAAAUGUGAUUCUUCUGAUAAUCCUCUUCUAUUCUCGUAAAGCUACAAGUAUCUCUACGAUUUAAGUUAAUGUGUAAAGAUUCUUUAUGACGAGAAAAAAAACAGCUUAGUCUCACUCUCUUAACAGCAUGCUAGGCUUGAGUGUACAGUGUGUGACUUUCACAGCCAUACAUGGACACAGUUGGAGUGAAAGGGGGGAGAUGAAGAUGGCGGGAGGAGAAGAGAUUAAUGCAGAGAGAAGGAAAAGAAAAGGGAGAGACAAGGGAAGUUGUCCCAAUGUUUUUGUUUUUAUUUCGGAAUGUAAAACAAUUCCUGUUUCAAAAGAACAAAAAUGAUAAUUCAGAGAAAUAAGACAGGAAAGUACGACAUGUGGGGGAUAAAAUGUACAUAAAUACACCUUUCAAAUAAAUAACAUCUUUUUUUCA
This is a messenger RNA of Sardina pilchardus (European sardine), 6134 nucleotides long. It is a transcript of the gene jak1, whose product is annotated as Janus kinase 1. The transcript is spliced from 24 exons. Gene Ontology annotation, biological process: growth hormone receptor signaling pathway via JAK-STAT; tyrosine phosphorylation of STAT protein; intracellular signal transduction. The record is from RefSeq and is a predicted model, not a curated record. Gene Ontology annotation, cellular component: membrane; cytoskeleton; cytosol. The coding region runs from base 275 to 3769 and encodes 1164 amino acids. Gene Ontology annotation, molecular function: growth hormone receptor binding; ATP binding; non-membrane spanning protein tyrosine kinase activity. NCBI's taxonomy places the organism in Eukaryota, Metazoa, Chordata, Actinopteri, Clupeiformes, Clupeidae.